AAGCCCCUCAGGCUCUCACAGUUUUAUCUCUUCUUUUUCAAGUCUUCACACAGGUGGAUAAGAUGCCCCGGCGACUCUCUGUAUCUGUCGCUGGCGCCGUGCUGGCUUCUCUUCUAGCUCUCGUCCUCCACGUAACCUUCAACUCCCCCAUCUCCCCUCUCCCUUCCCUCCGCCCCUCCUCACGCAUCACUCCAAACAACCUCCUAAAGACAGUGGACAGGCUGGGAGAAGGAAGGCUCGAGGGUCCAGAAGCCGUGUGCGUGGAUGGCGAGGGUACACUGUACACCGCUACAAGGGACGGUUGGAUCAAGAGGAUGCAGCCCAACGGCUCUUGGGAGGACUGGAAGCAGCCUGGAGGGUCGGCGCUGCUCGGGAUCGCCGUGUCAAUGACCGGAGAUAUCCUCGUCUGCGACGCGGAUAAGGGCCUGCUAAGGGUUGGGGAGGAUGGAGUGGCCACUCUUGCUUCGGAAGUGGACGGCUCUCCUAUCAUCUUUGCGGAUGAUGUUGUUGAAGCUUCGGAUGGGAGCGUGUACUUCAGCGAUGCAAGUACCAAAUUCGGAUUCCAUGAUUGGUUUCUCGAUCUCCUCGAAGCUAGGCCUCAUGGCCGGCUCCUCCGGUACGACCCUUUUACCAAGAAAACUUAUGUGGUGCUCGCCAACCUAACCUUCGCCAAUGGCGUUACCCUGUCGCAAGACCAAGACUUCCUGGUGGUUUGUGAGACAUGGAGAUUCCGGUGUUUGAAGCACUGGCUGAAGGGAGAGCAGGAAGGGAAAACAGAGGUUUUCAUUGACAACCUCCCAGGAGGACCAGAUAACAUUAAUCUUGCACCAGAUGGAUCCUUUUGGAUUGCCCUUCUACAGCUUAGAUCGAGGUGGAUUGAUUGGAUUCAUUGCUCCUGCAUGACCAAACGGGUGCUUGCAACAUUCCCAAAACUAGUUGAGAUUAUCAACCCUAUGAAGAGUGGGGCAAUGGUUGUGAAUGUAGCUUCCAAUGGCAAGAUCACACGAAUGCUUGAUGAUUCCGACGGUACGGUGAUGUCCUUCGUCACCUCGGCAAUGGAAUUCGAUGGUCAUCUCUACUUGGGCAGCCUGCAAACCAACUUCAUAGGAAAGCUGUCUCUGAAAUGAGUGAGCUUAUAGUUUGAAGUUAGAUGAGUAGAUAUUUUGAUUUCUUCUUACCAUAUCAACCUCCUGAAUCAGUAAAAGAGGCAUACACGCCAAAAAUUUAUAUAGGAUAGCUAUCAUAUGUAAUAUUCCUCUUCGUGGCCUUGAACAACAAAUCCUUUUUAAAUCUUUGCUGCAUGAUCUUGCCCUGAUGGGUGCAACAACA
Molecule: messenger RNA, 1329 nt
Organism: Phoenix dactylifera (date palm)
Lineage: Eukaryota; Viridiplantae; Streptophyta; Magnoliopsida; Arecales; Arecaceae
Product: protein STRICTOSIDINE SYNTHASE-LIKE 4-like
Cellular component (GO): endomembrane system
Molecular function (GO): hydrolase activity
Source: RefSeq, a predicted model, not a curated record